UGUUUUGUACGUUCUACAUUCUGAUCCGAGGAUCAGCUGGAGGCAGCAAUAAACAGAAGCAGAAUUUGCAGCGGAAAAAAAUAAGAGGAAAGGAGGAAAAAAGCUGCAGAUGUUAUGAUCUGAAAACAUCCGUGUAAAAUUUUUACACGAAGCCCUUCUUCUAAGAAGAAAGCCUUUUAUUUUUGUAUAAUGGUGUUUUAACUACCUCACUUAAAGGCUAUCUAAAGCUAUGCUUUAAGAAUUGUUGUCGUUUCUACUGUGUGUGAGAUCUCGUUUACAACUUGAAUAAUAUUGCAAAGGCAGGCCUUUGCUCCAAACCAAGUGAAACCUUACAUUUGCACUACAGAAGCCUGUCCACUCCUGUUUGUCAAAACUGAGAUCCAGCAAAGGGCUUCAAGUGAAAAAAAAGAGAGACUCAAAAGAUUAGACGACAAAUUGCAUAAAACAGCAACAAGCGAUACAUAAACACAAAUAAGAGACUCAAAAAGGCAGCUACAGCUUUUUCUUUGUGGACAACAAACAGCACCCAAGUCAUCGACCCUUGACAGUACAAGCAGUCAUGUUUCAGCGUCUGAGCAACCUGUUGUUUGGCGAGGUAGAAGAGGUGGCAGCUGAGCUGAAGGGACCCAACCCGUGCGUGACGGAGGCUGACGAGGAGGGAUGGAUGCUCGUCAAUCUGCCUGGAGAGUCUGACUGCAUGAUGCAGACAGAGGAUGAGACGGGAGCCCUGCCAAUUGCACAAUCAUUCCCAGACAGUAACCUAUCACAUCAUCAAGACACACGUACGAGGACUGAGUGCCAGGCCCCCAUUCCCCGCCCACCUCAUAAACGCCGUAGGACGCAUAAAGGUCAGGCACGAGGUGCGGUAGCAUCAUCAGACCCCCUGUCUUGCCCCAGCGCUAGCCCAUCAGACCUGGGUGCCGCUACACCUGUCACCCUUCCGAGGCGGGCCAGACUGUCCACGCCCUACUCCACCCCGUCAAUGUCCCCUGGCUCUGGGAGUGAGUGUGGGGGCAGUGGGGGUAGCAGUAAGGCAGGCUCAGAAAGAGGCUGCAUGGAUGAGAGCUGGUUUGUCACCCCUCCCCCCUGUUUCACUGCAGAGGGAGCCACAGCAGAGGCCAGCCCGAUGGAGGACCUGCUCAUUGAGCAUCCCAGCAUGUCCGUGUACGUGUCCCCAAACAACCUGUCCAUGGUCUCCAACAGCAACCUGUCUGUGGUGGGAGAGGAAAGCAUCAUCAGCCUGGCAAGCAGCGUGAGCAGAGUGGCUGAACCCGCUGCUGUCCCCGCCGCCUGCAGCACUAUGCCCACCAGGGUGACCCGCGGAGCAGCUGCCCAGGCCGGAGCUCUGGCGAAGGUCACCCAGGUGGCUAGGGUCCAGCGUAGCAAAGCCCGCAUGGAGAGGCGCCAUCUGGGCCGCAACCGCAUCCAACGCCAAAACCGCACCAGGGAGCAGGUCCCCCGCCACGCGGCCCACGCCAGAAACACCUUCCUUCACCAGCCCAGCAAGCGUAACUUCUGCCACUAAACUCCCGAGCAACCAGGGGGGCAUCGUUUACUCUGAGGGCAUUAGACACAAACCCGAAGACACAUAUGAUUAUAUAUUUUCACCCACAGAAUAUUUGCUUUCAUUUCUGCACAUUAUAUCACAUUAACUCAGAUACCAGUAGACCAGUAGCUCUUUUGUUUUGGUUUAUACACAAAGUGGCUCCAUCUGGUAGUUUUAUGCCCCAUUCUGCCGUUAUAAACUAGCCCUCUGAGUAGAUCUGUGUAGACCUUUAUAUACUUAUUGUCCAUUGCAGUAUCCAAACAACUAAAAAAAAGUCUUCAAAAAAUAUUUACACAGGUUAUACUUAGCAACAAUAAUGUCUGAAAAACAACAAAAAAUUUUAGCUCUACUAAUUUUUUCCUAUCUUAGUAAAAUAUUCUCCUUUCUUCUGGUUUUCCUGAGGUCAUGAUUUUUCCCAAAUCCCCAAAUACUUAAUGAUUUGAAACUGAAAUAACCAAGUGUACUUUACUCUUUAAUGGAGGGACAGACUGUUCUGGUGGAACUGACACAAGACAGCGACAAUUUAAGUCUUAUCAUCCUUUCAGCGGAAACAACUCAUCAUGUCUUCAACACUUUAAGUUAAAAGUGAUUCUAUCAAAAUAUGACUUUAUUUUUAUUAAGGGGGAAGGAUAUAUACCGUGUGUGCUGAGAGUGAGAGGAAAAUGACUACAAAUUUGUUUCUCUCCACUUUGGUUUGCCGACAUGCAAAGUAAAAGGCAAAGGUGGGGAAACGUGGGGCAACCCAUUUCAUCACAGGAAACAAGUGUUGUGAGAUUCCUCUCUUCUCAUUCUGUGAAGGUUGAGAGCAAGUAGAAGGUGGUGAGAGAAUGAGCAAAACAGACUAAAGAGUAAAAGAAAUGACACGAUGAAUUAGAAGUAGUAUUAAAAUGAACGUGGUUAUAAUGAAAUGGGAAAGGAAAGUGUUAUGUAACCCUCAGAGCAGCCUGGGAAUUAUUAAAUUCAACAGGAAACUCUUAUGAAGAGCAUGUAGAAAAUAGCUCUUUUUAUGUUUCUUGAUAAUGAGUAAUCCUUUUGUGCAAAUAAAAGUAGGUGUAAUGGGCAGUCAUAAAAUUAUCAUUGACAAGGAUUAUGAAUGCAAUGACAGGAUGUAUGGCUUGCCUUUGGGUUACAGGGUAUGGCAGGUUAUUGUAAGUAAAGAGCGGUAUUGAGGGUAACUCUUUAUUUUGUUUUGUCACACUGUUUUCUGCUCAUUUUAUCUUGAAAAUUAUAAUAUUAUUUUACAGUUUUUGGUUCCACGAAAGAAAGAAAAGAAAGUCUGUUCCUGUCAGACAAAGAGAAAGUACACAUUUGGCUUUUAAUGCCAACAAAUUAAAAAUCACUCCCCAUAUGGAUCAUACACAGCAUGAUGAUCAUUAAAUGGGUGCUUUGUAAACUAAAGUAAUGUGCCCAGCACACAUCGGUCACAUUCAUCCACACAGUGUGCUGUGAUCUUAUGUUAUCCAUGUGAACACCAAAAAGAAAGUACGAUCUAUUUACACAUCAAUCUCUUUCGUUGAAUAAAGUCACUGAUGUCCAAUUGUUAGGAAAAAAAGGGGGGAAGUAAACAUCUCCUUAUAAAGCCCAACAACAAGCAUCUUCCCCCCCAGCACCUUCCUCAUGGACGUGGGACUCAUUUCUUUCCAGCAUCUGCUCCAUUACUGUCUGUCCCACUCUCGUUAGCACAUCGAGCUCUAACAGUGUCCACUUAAAGAUCUAGCUUACUGAUAUGUGUUCAACAACAAUAGUAAACAAUGGUGCUGAAGUGUAUACUAAUGUUUGUAAAUUAUUUGAGACAUGGAUGUAAGUUUGCACUGUCAUACAUUUUGUGAGUCAAAGUUUUAGCGGUGUGCUGUGUGCUUGUUUUAUUUUUGUUUUUUUCUUUUGUGAUUUUUGUUCCUUUUCUUUUUAUUUUGAUUCAAAAUGUGUGUGAGAAGGUGUACUGACACGUUAAAUGCUAGAAACUCUUAAAAAAACAUGAAUAAUGGUCGUUUAUUUCUCUUGUAAAUAUUUAAAAAAAAAAAAAAAACAAUUUAUAACGCUUCGUUAGAUGUCAAAGCCUCUCAGGAUUUGAGUCCACAACGUUGUGUCCGAUGGGACUGAUUGGAAUCCUCUCUCUGCCUCACCUCUGUGCUCAUUAACAAACCAAGAGGGCAUUUCAGUGGCCAAAAGUGGUGGGCUUUUUUGCCCCAACUUCAGUCUUAUUUUGUUGAGACGCACCAUACAAGCAGCACUAGACUCAGAGUUGAUGUGCCAUAGGCAAACACUGCCCUCCAGAGGGUCCACUUAGCACAGCAUUUGCUGCAUGGAUGCUGGUGAGGAUACAGUACAAUGACAUGAUUUUAAUAGAAUCUGUACUGGUGUGUUCAAAGGACAGACUGAGAGUCUAGGGAUUCAUUCAGAUUGUUUGGAAAAUGGAAAUGUAUUUUCUCAUUCAGAACAUCCAGAUAAAUAAGAUUAAUUAUUUUCCCUUGAAUUACAUACCACACAUUUUUCAUUUCCGCCAAUAUUCUUUUAAAUGUCUCUGAUGAUUUAUCAUGUAAUUAUGAUUCUUACCUUUUUUGUUAUGUUUUCAAAGAUGGCUAUUAUGUAUCCUGUUGAAUCCUCUGAAUGGUGCCAGGGAUGCAUCGGAGAUUAUGAGUCUUAUACGCACACACCCACAUAGUGAUCUCUUUGACAAUUAGGCUUCCUCAUACCCUAGAGGCUUACUAUUCUGACUGUGCCUCAGAGGUUGAAUUUUGUUUGCCUGUUGUAAAAAAAAGAAGUGAGUGCAGAGUGAAAACAUUUGAAAGAGAUCAAAUGAGGAUGUGUGAAUAAGAUCACCGCAGAUACCUCUGCCACUGCAAACCUGUCCUGUUUUCCUCCGUUUUUAUUCCUUUUCUCACCAGUGUCAUGUAAAAAGGCGACGUGUUCUCAGUAUGUUGUGUGUGAUUAUUGAAAGGUGUGAUUCAAGAGUGGAGGUCAUCCUAUAACGGGGAGAGGGAGUGGUCACCUAGUGUGUGGAGCCUAUAUUACAUGAGAGAUGUGGGCAGGGAAAGGAUGAGGCAGGAGACAGAUAGUUUAUAUAUUUAAAAAAAAAUGAUAUUAAAUGUAUCAGAAAAAUACAAUAAAAUAUGCUUGUAUUUUCCCUAUAUAGGUAUUAGAACAGUUGUUCACCAAUAGGAUGUUUUAAAUGAAAGGCGUUGAAUGUCUGGGGAGUUUCAUAUGUUUUUUGUUGUGCCCUGAAAUGAUGGCAGCUUAAAAACACUUGGGGUUUUGCCCAUGUUACAUCUCAAUUAGUACACCCCUCCCCCCCAUAAAAAUGAAAUAUAUAGACAUAUAAAAUUUGGUGUAUCUGAUAUCUAUGGUGAUUGUGCCUUUCACUAUUUCUGCAUGGUUUUUGUGAUGUACUGAUUUUUCCAUCCCCAAAGUGGAUAGUCGUCCACUGACAGGCAAGACCUAUGCAAAAGUCAACGGAUGGGUUUUCCAGCACCCAUUCAGAAAACACAGGUACCCGCCAAAAAAACAACAACAACAACAAUAAAUUCUCAGGUUAACACCUGAA
Messenger RNA from Lates calcarifer (barramundi perch), 5087 nucleotides. It is a transcript of the gene tp53inp2b, whose product is annotated as tumor protein p53-inducible nuclear protein 2. The transcript has 4 exons. Bases 560 to 1525 code for a protein of 321 amino acids. The record is from RefSeq and is a predicted model, not a curated record. Lineage: Eukaryota; Metazoa; Chordata; Actinopteri; Centropomidae. Gene Ontology annotation, cellular component: nucleus; autophagosome. Gene Ontology annotation, biological process: positive regulation of DNA-templated transcription; autophagosome assembly.